GCUUCCGAACCAGUAGAUACGUCCUGCCUUUUUCAUAACGACAACAACGGUUGUAAUAAAUAAUAGCGACGCCACUGCAUGGACUCUAUGGGCUGCAAGUAACCGGUCGCAGAUGACACGAAACGUCGUGGAAUGGAUCGUUUUCCAAUGAUGAUUUUUGUCUUUAGGCGGAUAAUCCACUUGUCCACCUACCACAGACUCGACCAGCGUGCGCAUGGCGAUAAGGUAAAUAAUACAUCUAUCAUGGGUCGUCGUUUAACUGGACCGUCUGCGAGAACUCGUGAUGCACAACCCCUUCCAAUAUCAACACAACAUAAUUCAUCUGCAACAAAUGAUCGAAACAAUUUAUCACAACAUGAUGAACUUAUUCAUUUCGUUGGUGGUUCAUGGAAUGUUAUUUUUCAAGAGUAUCAAAAUGGAUGCCAAGGAUCUAAUGGUCGUUUUCAUAUACAGUUCUAUGAAGAAGGAAAUAGUGAUACAUUAAAAGGAUUUAAACCCUUUGAUCUAGAAGCCUGGUGGGGAAAACAAACCAUCCAACGAUACCAACAACGUUCCUAAUGUUAUUAUACUAAUAUAAUGUAUUGUAUUUUUCAGUUAAUUUUUUUUUCCCAAUUAUUUAAUAUACAAAAUGGCUUAUUCCUAAUAUCUUGAUACUGACAAUUAAUUUAUACAUUAUUAUCUGCUAUCAGUUAUUAAUUAUCAACCUCAUGCAGGUAUGUUCUAACAAUGUAUGACAUGCCAUAAUAUUUUUAUAAUUAAAAAUUGUAUCAUGAUUGGCAAAAAAAAAAUUAACAAGUAUUAUUUAAUUUAAUUUACUCUUUCAAAACUAAAAUAUAUAAUGUAUAUAUUUAGAGUUAGAGAGUAGGGAUUAAAAUAUAUAUUUAUCCCCAUCAAUAAAUUUGACAUUCCAAUUAAUUGGAUAUAUUUUUAGAGUAGCGUGUAUAUUCGUUAUUAUAUAUUUUAUUUUUAUUAUAGUUGACAUGAUGUUUUUCAUCUACAAUUUAUUUUAUUUUAAAUUCUUAUAUGUUUUUCAAUUAUAUACUUAUAAUUUGAUGAUUAUUAUUAAUUUAUCCAUUAGUAUUAUUUAAAAACUCAGAAAUAUUCAAGGUUCUAGUUAACAAAACUUUAUUAUUGCUAUAAUAUUAUUAUUUAUUAUUGAUUAAUUAUAAACUAUAAUUUUUCUGAUUAUUAUUGAGUAUUUAACCAAACCAAUGUAGAUAAUUCAACAUUGUAAAUUGUAUUAUUUCAUUAAGUAAAUCAGAAUUGUACUUGUAAUAAUAUAAAUAGGUAGUUUUAUAUUUUAUACAUAAUUUAGCAUUAACAUAGUUAAUAUAUACCAACAUUCUUCUAAAAAAAUUAAUUGUAUUUAAAG
Metopolophium dirhodum (rose-grain aphid) is the source of this 1372-nucleotide messenger RNA. Its product is annotated as MAPK regulated corepressor interacting protein 2. The record is from RefSeq and is a predicted model, not a curated record. Lineage: Eukaryota; Metazoa; Arthropoda; Insecta; Hemiptera; Aphididae. Bases 133 to 558 code for a protein of 141 amino acids. The transcript has 5 exons.